CCUAUUUUUAAACCGCUCGCCUAUGACAAUGUGUCAAUAUCAUAGUCGUUAUAAAAGUAAUUAGUUUUUGACUGGUAAAUAUAUCUUUUUGAAAUUCGAGGCGUUUGUUGUUGAUUUAAAAAAAUGUGCCAUGUUUUAGGCCAAUAUGUAUUAAAGAUGUUAAGUUUAACAAAAACGAAACUCUUCACGAUAAUUCUUGUUAGUUGUGUUUGCAUUUCUACUUAUUUGCUUCUGGAAACAGAACAUGGUAGAAGGAAAAAACUACGCUUCUUUCAAGAAGAGAUUCUUCCAAAAGUUGAGCAGGAACAAAUUCAAAGACAACAGAACUUGAUACAAAUCUGCCAAAAGAUGGGCUAUAAUGAUACAUCUCUGGAGAACAUUAAUCAGGAUCAGCUUAGUCAUCUGAUAGUAGAUGAAAACUAUAAACUAAUUUACUGCUAUGUUCCAAAGGUUGCUUGUACUAACUGGAAAAGGGUAUUGAUGGUAUUGAAGGGUAACAAGGUAAAGAAACCAUUAGACAUUUUAGGAAAUGAAACUCAUGCUCAUACUUUCAAGACUCUUAACAAGGUAUCUAUACAAGAAGCUCGGAACAUGUUAAAAACAUACUUGAAAUUCUUGUUUGCAAGACAUCCUUAUGAGAGGCUAUUAUCAGCCUACAGAAACAAGUUUGAAAAUCGUUACAGUGAUUACUUCACUAGUCGCUUUGGCCGCAAAAUAAUCCAAAGGUAUCGAACUAAUGCCUCUCAAGUGUCUCUAGAAAAGGGUCAUGAUGUAACAUUUGCAGAAUUUGUGCAGUAUAUUUCUGAAUUAGAUCCAGCCCAGAAAUCAACCUUUAAUGAGCACUGGAGACCUAUUUUUGACCUGUGUCUGCCAUGUUCUUUGAAUUACAAAGUCAUAGGCAAAUAUGAAACUUUAGAAGAUGAUUCAGAUUACGUGCUUUGGAGGGCUGGUUUGUUACAGAAGGUUAAUUUCCCUGAAAGAGAGCAAAGCUAUAAGAUGGAGCCAACAGCCGUGCUACUGAAGAAAUACUUUAACCAAAUUUCUCAGGAUGUAAAAGAUAAAUUAUAUACUAUCUACCAAGAAGAUUUUACUAUCUUUGGUUAUAAAAAUCCCUUUUAGAAAUUUUAAAACUCAAUAUUUAUGAUCUCCGACUUUGACUAAUUAUGACAGUGUUUUAAAACUUUUCCAGAUAUGUUUAACACUUUUCCCUUACCUUGGAAACUUAUAGUAGGAAUUUAUAACAACUUAUUAGAAGAUAUAAAAUUGGUUUAUGAUUAUUCAUUAUGCACGAGCUAAAUGUUAAAAAAGUAGAGGGUUGUAUUUUAAAUUUUUUUUUUCUGAGAAACAUAUUAUGGGUUGGUUACUUGAAUAAACUAUAAUACAACGAGAACACACCAUAAUAAGGCCUGUGGAAGGUAUAUUUUUUGUUACCUAGAAUGGUAAUAUGGCUAAGUGUACAGAAGAUGAUUGUCUAUUACCAUUAUGUACUCUAUACAUGUUAACUGUUUUAAUAUGGUCAUUUUAUUUUGACAUUAGUUAGUUCAAAGGUUAAUAAAGUUCUGAAAUAUAACUAAAUAUUUUAGAAACUUGUGUUAUUUAUGUUUUAGUAAUGUUUAUAUGUAGUUGAAA
Limulus polyphemus (Atlantic horseshoe crab) is the source of this 1629-nucleotide messenger RNA. Its product is annotated as carbohydrate sulfotransferase 11-like. Gene Ontology annotation, molecular function: sulfotransferase activity. The transcript is spliced from 4 exons. Bases 124 to 1119 code for a protein of 331 amino acids. Gene Ontology annotation, cellular component: membrane. Gene Ontology annotation, biological process: carbohydrate biosynthetic process. NCBI's taxonomy places the organism in Eukaryota, Metazoa, Arthropoda, Merostomata, Xiphosura, Limulidae. The record is from RefSeq and is a predicted model, not a curated record.